Molecule: messenger RNA, 2695 nt
Organism: Dermacentor andersoni
Lineage: Eukaryota; Metazoa; Arthropoda; Arachnida; Ixodida; Ixodidae
Source: RefSeq, a predicted model, not a curated record
GCCGCCUUGCUCCCAGGAGAAAUAGAAUUCCUUAUCUGCAGAAAGCCUUGUCAUGUCCUAUCACUAGCAUUAUCUUCUGCGAUUUUUCUGACCGCCCUGUGCCUGCUGACCAUGACGGCACCAGGAUUUCGUGGGCGCCAGCUGGUGUGCACUGAUUACUAUGCGGAAUCGCCACCAGUGCCUGCGGUGCCUCUGCGUGAGUAGCCAGGAUGGCCCGUCAAACGCGAGUUGUGAUGGCAUAAGAUUGGGCACCAAACCCGGGCGGAAGAAGCGAGCCGGAGUUCAGCCAAUCUAGAAGCCACGCAACAGCCUCCCUAUUGAGAUCGUGACAUCACCGUCAAGAUGGGUGGCUUCUUCAGCCGUAAUAACGAGGACGCAGAAUGCCUCGACCUUCCACCCUGUAAGACGAGCCUGGAUCGCGUGUGCCCUAUAUUGAUGGAAGUCAACAGACUGAACCCGUCGCUGUGGCCUGUUGGACUGGACCUCAGAGAAGCAUUUCCAGGACAACUAUCUCUGGCCCGUUUCUACUCAGCAAUCCCAUCAAGCACAGUGCGCUAUUUGCCGCCGAGAGCGGCGCGCGAGGACACGGCGGUAGGCGGCCAACGCAGCGCCACGCCGGCCGAGCAACGCCGGGCGCUGAGCAUUGUGAGCCAUAUCCUCAAGCAUCAUCGGUGCGCUAUCGGUGCUGAUAUCGCCGGAUUCGAGUUUUCCGAGCAUCAAGCGAAACUUCUUUCGAACGCCCUCAUUCAGCCGAAACCCUCCCUCAGGCAAGUGAACCUAACUUCGGCGCAUCCCAAUGCGAGGCUCGUCCAAGGAUUCGCCGCUGCCGUCCAAUCCAUGAAUUGCCUCGAGGAUCUGGCGUGGACCUGCGACACCCUCGACGCAGCUGCGGCGAACUCGCUCUCCGCUUUCUUUGCACGAACGUCGACGCUUACCACCCUCGAUCUGACCGAGUUACACGUGAAAAGCUCAGACGCUAAAAUCUUGUUCGAGGGGCUCAUGAAGAACUCGACGAUAACGACGCUGAGCUUGUCCGCCUGCCUGGUCAAGGGGGAUCCUGAGAGCACUACCGUUCUCCUGGCAAACUACUUGAAAGGCAAAGACUGCAAGGUGCAUUCGCUGACCUUUCAGAGAGGCUGCGCUGAAAAAGCGCCUUCUCUGGCAGCCGUGAUAGAUUCCAUUAUCUUAAACAAGAACGUGCAAACCUUUAUCAUCUCGGGCUUUUUUGAAACAAGGUGGAACUUCCUCCUCAUGGCCAAGUUGCUCAACGAAAACAAGAAUCUGCGAUGCUUGGACGUAAUGUGCGCUUCUGAGGACCAGCUCAACGACGGGGAAACUCACAUAAGACAACUACGGCGACUCCUGCAGCAUCAUCAUGUAGACCCGCACUUUUUCAGGUGGUUAAAUGCCUUGGCGAGGCACCCCUCGCUAGAGUACUUGACAGCGGACGUCUCCGGUUUCAGCGUUCGUGAGUGCGAGGCAUUAUUCAAGGCACUCGUGAAAACUUCAAUCAAGGGCGUGACCGUCACAGGCGUGCGUGACGAAAACGUCGUCGCCAUUUUCAGGGCUGUUCGUUCGUCCGGUACGGCUGCGCUCGUCCACCUAGAAAGCGCCUACAUCGCACGGGCUUCAACAGAUGAAAUUGCCGAUUGCAAAGAGUUAUUGACGCAAGUGAUCGUGAAUACGGACCGCUUUGACACAUCGGACGCCAUUAAGGAGGCGAUGCGUCAACUUUCUUUCUGCACCCGCGUCUCUUCGUUCAUGCUCAGAGUGAAACGGGAGGCUCCUCUCGAAGCAAGUACCCGCUCUAUUAUUUUGAGAUAUCUGGAAACAGUGCGUACGCUACGGGAAAUCGUGCUGAAAUUUCCCAGCAGUUCCGAAGGCGAUGACACCGAAGCUGGAGGCCAUAGCGAUUAUCUCAGGACGCUUUCACAAAGAAAUAACAUUGAAAUGCUUCACUUGGAAAACGUGCGGCUUACAGACGCUGACGCAUCUUUUCUGGCUGUGGCCAUUGCGAAAAGCAAGUCGCUGUGCGAAGUUACUCUUUGGGCUGAUGUCCGCUGUGAAGCGGCAAUGGAGACCUUCCUUCGAGAGCUGUCGCCACGGUUUAGUGAUAACUAUGCUAUUUUCGCGCUGAUUCACAGCCCCGUCACAUGCGGGAAAGAGUGCCUACAUAUUCAGGGGGUCGUGCGUCGAAAUCUUGCACUGAUCACGCUCGCGGCUUACUUCGUUGAAGGCGUUCGCAACAAACGCACUGCAGAAGCACUGGAACUUGUAGCCGGCAGUCGUGGGUUAGUCAGAAAAGUUCAAGAACUGCUCUCUCUGACUGAAGAAGAGGCGACAGCAAGAAUUCGCGCUAAAGUGCGCGAAAUCAAGCGCCUGAACGGUUACAUGCGAUACACUGGUGUCGUCAGAAAUACGGUGAAAUGCAAAGAACGUUCGCAGAGUAAGGGGCUUCAGCUGGAUCGUCUUCACGAAGACUGCUGGCAACAUAUUCGACAGUAUCUCAAGGUGACUGACGUCUUGGACAGUGAUUAGACUUUCAUCUUCGCUUCCUGAAGAGCGCACGACAUGCUCUGUAGAAGGACGGACCAGUGCCUCGUUCCUGCGUGCCUCUGAACCAGACAAAAUAUAGCAAAUUAUGUGUGAUGCUUGACGAUUAGGUUUAAUAUAUAAAAGUGAACAAUAUCGCUUU